Molecule: messenger RNA, 357 nt
Organism: Macadamia integrifolia
Lineage: Eukaryota; Viridiplantae; Streptophyta; Magnoliopsida; Proteales; Proteaceae
Product: stress-response A/B barrel domain-containing protein HS1-like
Exons: 2
Coding region: 28-357 (109 amino acids)
Biological process (GO): pollen tube adhesion
Source: RefSeq, a predicted model, not a curated record
GAGAGAGAGAGAGAGGGCUCUGCUACGAUGGAGGAGGCAAAGGGAGUUGUGAAGCACGUAUUGUUGGCCAAGUUCAAGGAUGACCUCUCACCUGAAAAGAUAGUUGAACUCAUCAUAAGUUAUGCCAAUCUCGUCAAUCUCAUUGAACCCAUGAAAGCUUUCCAGUGGGGAACAGAUGUGAGUGCAGAGAACCUGCAUCAAGGAUUCAGCCAUGUGUUCGAGUCUACUUUUGAGAGUGUGGAAGGAGUUGCAGAGUAUGUUGCACACGCAGCCCAUGUUGAAUUCCUAAACUUGUUCAUGCCUGCAUUGGACAAGGUUGUCAUCAUUGAUUACAAGCCCACCUUUGUGAAGCUCUAA